GACGCUUUGCCAGGGUCAGACCGCCCAUCUGCGGCGGCGCUGGCGGCGGCGGCGGGCGGCGGCGGCGGCGGCGGCGGCGGCGCGCUGGCGCGCGAGGCGGCUGCCCACGGCAUGGGGCUGGAGCAGUACCGCGCGUACCAGGAGGACCUGGCGCUGCAGGAGGCGAUACAGAUGAGCCUUGCGCUGGAGGAGAGCCGGCGCAUGGCAGAAGAGUCUCGCCCCGCCCCCGAGGGUUCGGAUGCCUCCCAGUUCCCCUCCCUGGCCACCCAGCCACUCAAACCCAAGCCCGUCGCCCCCACAGCGUCGCAGCCGGCGCCGCCGCCCCCAGGGCCACGCCCUGGGUCGGGCAACGGCCCGCCGCCGCCGCCGCCGCCGGGCCCCCGCCCCGCAUCGGGCGGCGUGCAGGUGGCGCCGCCGCCGCCGCCGCCCCGGCCGGCAUCUCGCGAAGGGCAGGCGGCGGCGGCGGUGCUGGUGGCAGCUCGCCCGCAGUCUGGCGGGCGCGGCGAGGGCGCGCUGGCCGCCGCGGGCCGCGGCAAGGGCCUGGGCAAAGCCAAGGGCGGCCGCGGCAAGGCCGCGCCUGCGCCGUACCCCGAUGCCGAACCGCAGGAGCCAGCCCCCACGCAGCAGCAGCAGCAGCAGCAGCAGCAGCAGCAGCUUCUGGUGCCGCCGCCGCUGCCGGCAGGCUUCCUGCCCGCCAGGAGCGGCAGCGUUGCCAGCGUUGCCAGCGUUGCCAGCGGGGAGCGCUCCGGGCGGCGCGUCAGGACCGGCUUCCAGGCAUACGCGCCGCCACCUUCCCGCGGCAGCCAGCACGCAGCUGCCUCUGGCCCCGCUGACGUUGAAGGUACCGACGACUUGAGCGCGGCCAACGGCGGGCACGAGGCGCCGCCACCGCAAGCAUCCCACAAAGCUGCAGCCAAGCCUGGCAAGGGCAGGCAGGCCAAGCGCGCCGCCGCGAGGGCCGCGGCAUCUGCCGAGGAGGCAGUCCAGGAGUCGGCGGCGGCCAUGCCACCGCAGCCACACCACGGCUCUGCGGCAGUGGGGCACAGCCAUGCCGACGGCUCUGGCGUCACUCCCGCUGGCAGCCUUGCCGCCGGCGGGCUGCUGCCGCUGCCGCUGCCGCCGCACGCGGAGCAGGCGGCGCCGCAGCAGUACCAUGUGCCGCGGGCGCGGGAGGAGGCGGCGCCGCCGCCUCAGCACUAUGCCUCGAGCGGCGACCACUACCAGCAGCACGCACAGUACCAGGGUGCAGCGCAGUACCAACCUCCGCCUCAAUCCUUUGAGUACCAGGCACAGCCAGCUUCCUCGCAGUACCAGAUGCAGUACCAGCCCCAGCAGCAGCCUGUGGCAGUUCAGUUCCAUGCUGGCCCGCUGCAGCGCUCCCAGGGCCAGCCUCACCAGCAGGCUCAGCAGGCCCCCCAGCAGCCACAGGGACAGUACUACCAGCAGCAGGCCUACAGCGGCCAGCAGGGGCAGGAGCAGCCCCAGUACAGCGGCCAGGAGCGGAACAGCUCCUACAGCCAGCCCCACCAGGCUUACAGCGACCAGCGGUACAGCCAGCAGUACACGUACACCCAGCCCCAGCCCCAGCAGGCGUACGGCGGGCGGCAGGCGCCCCAGCAGGCGUACGGCCAGCAGACGCCGCUGCUGCAGCAGUACACGUACAGCGACCAGCAGUACGGCUACCACCAGCCCGAGGUGGCGGUGGCGGCACACAAGGUGUCACCUGAGGCCGUCUCUGCUGGCAUGCCGCCACCUUCCGAUGGCGGCGCCUACCAGGCGGCCGGCGGCUACGGUUACACCGCCGCGCAGCCCCACACACCCGCCACGCUGCCGCCGGCUCCUGUGCAGCGCGUGCGGUCCACAGGCGGCUACCGCCCGCUGCUGCACGCCAAGGCUGGCAACGCGUACGCCCCCCCGCUGGAGUCGACACAGGCGGGCAACGGCAGUGGCACGACAGUGUCAGGCGGCACUCUGGCGGGCGCCAUGCCUGCUUACCUGUUCCCGUCCUAG
Messenger RNA from Chlorella variabilis, 2010 nucleotides. RefSeq lists its product as hypothetical. NCBI's taxonomy places the organism in Eukaryota, Viridiplantae, Chlorophyta, Trebouxiophyceae, Chlorellales, Chlorellaceae. The annotation marks the transcript as partial. The record is from RefSeq and is a predicted model, not a curated record. The transcript is spliced from 3 exons.